UGACAUGACGUCAUUCUUCAAAUGUGUGGGUACGAGUUCGUGACAGAAUUGUAAUUAUUAUGGUGAGAUAGGUUUGGUAUUUUAUUAUUUGGAAGAACGUUUGUAAGGAGGUGAUCUGCGAAAAUGCCGCUGGAAUGGCUGUUCGGGAAGAAGAUAACCCCGGAGGAGAUGCUGAGGAAAAACCAGCGAGCGCUCAACAAGGCCAUGCGGGACCUCGACAGAGAGAAGAGCCACAUGGAACAACAAGAGAAGAAGGUCAUAGCAGACAUAAAGAAACUCGCUAAAGAAGGGCAGAUGGAUGCUGUGAAGAUCAUGGCGAAAGAUCUGGUGCGUACGCGACGAUACGUGAAGAAGUUCAUGCUGAUGAAAGCCAACAUACAGGCUGUUUCGCUGAAGAUCCAGACGUUGCGGUCCCAGAACGCCAUGGCGGAGGCGAUGAAAGGAGUCACCAAAGCAAUGCAGAGUAUGAACAGGCAACUGAACAUGCCACAAAUCCAGAGAAUCCUUCAGGAGUUUGAGAAGCAGUCUGAGAUCAUGGACAUGAAGGAGGAGAUGAUGAACGACGUGAUAGACGACGCCAUGGAGGACGAAGGAGAUGAAGAGGAAAGCGACACCAUCGUGGCCCAGGUGCUGGACGAGCUGGGGCUGCAGCUCAACGACCAGCUGUCGGGGCUGCCCCAGGCGGGCGGCUCGCUGGCCGCGUCCUCGCGCCAGCCGCCCCAGGCCGUGGCCGCCGGCGGGGGCCCGGGGGCGGGGGCGGGGGCGGGCGCUGGGGCGGGGGGCGCCGGCCCGGCGUCCGACGCCGACGCCGACCUGCAGGCGCGCCUCGACAACCUGCGGCGCGAGUGACCCCUUGCUCCACGCGUCUCCUCGCUUCACUUGCAGAGUUCCGCCUCUCCUCCCGUGCACGGGGGAACGUCAGUGUGCUGUCAUCUCGAAAACCAGAGCGUUUUCGAAAUGUCGCAACUUGUGAAUUAUUUUACGCUUCAGCCUUUUUUUUUUUUUUUUUUUUUUUUCCUUAUCCCUUUCCCCCCUUAUCUGUUAACCAUGCAAUUCGUAGUUUUAAAAAACCUGAAGCUGGUGUGUGUUUUGUAAUGUAAAAGCAGCCUAGAUCAUAUCGGAUUUAAAUUAGUUAAACCGCAUAUUUCAAACAGUAGGUAUAUAAGUUAACGUGUCUGUUAUUUGAAUUCCAGGUGGUUUUUUAUCUAUGUUGUAAUUUUUAUGUAAAUAAAAUCUUAUAUUAAAGUUA
This is a messenger RNA of Bacillus rossius redtenbacheri, 1249 nucleotides long. It is a transcript of the gene Vps2, whose product is annotated as charged multivesicular body protein 2a. Gene Ontology annotation, cellular component: multivesicular body; ESCRT III complex. Bases 124 to 849 code for a protein of 241 amino acids. Gene Ontology annotation, biological process: protein transport; late endosome to vacuole transport; endosome transport via multivesicular body sorting pathway. Lineage: Eukaryota; Metazoa; Arthropoda; Insecta; Phasmatodea; Bacillidae. The transcript is spliced from 5 exons. The record is from RefSeq and is a predicted model, not a curated record.